GCACAAAAAAAGUCCGUCUCCCAGGUCUCCCCCGAUGAGGAAGUAGUCACUAAUUCACAGAGUGUUCUCUUCCUUCCUCUUCAUAUGCUUUUUGUUCCCAUCAGGGAGCAGCCACUUCCUUCAAUGAGUGACAUGGGCACACUGACUUACUCACUCACUCACUCAGUGUGUGAAUGCAGCUCUCUCUCUCUCACACACACACACACACACAGAGGCAGAGACUCGGUGCUCCGAUCCACCACCUGUUGGAUGUGACGUUGCCACGGAGACGCUGACAAGUAAGGUGCCCCCCCCCUCUCUCCAGUCCGAUAGAGCUGAGUAAGGUGGAGGAGAGGAAACACGUCCGCCAUGGAGCAGCAAAUGCAGCAGCACGCCAAGGUGGAACGGUUCCUCAAGCUGGGAUACUCGCACAGUGACAUCCUGAGGGUGCUGGAGAGCCUUCGCCACGACGCGCAGACCAACGAAAUUCUCGCGGAGCUGAUAAAGACGUGCCACACCCCCAGUGGCGACACGAGCCGCCCGAACAGCCCCACGCUGGUGUCCAGAGGCUGCAGCCCCGCUCUCGGUGCACCCAGACCGGGACCGGACCGGGAGCCCGUCGCUGACUUCAGACCAGUGGUUAUAGAUGGAAGCAACGUGGCCAUGAGCCAUGGCAACAAGAAGGUGUUUUCGUGCCAGGGCCUCCAUCUGGCGGUGAGCUGGUUCUGGGACAAAGGGCUGCGGGACAUCACUGUGUUUGUCCCCCUCUGGAGGAAGGAGCAGCCGCGGCCUGAGGCGCCCAUCGCAGAUCAACACGUCCUCCACGAGCUGGAGAGGAGGAAAAUCCUGGUGUACACGCCAUCCCGCUGUGUGAACGGCAAGAGGGUGGUGUGCUACGACGACCGCUACAUCGUGAAGCUGGCAUUCGACUCCGACGGCAUCGUCGUGUCCAACGACAACUACCGCGACCUGCAGACCGAGAACCCCCAAUGGAAGAAGUUCAUCGAGGAGAGGCUGCUCAUGUACACCUUUGCUAAUGAUAAGUUCAUGCCUCCAGACGACCCUCUGGGUAGAAACGGACCCGGCAUUGAUGACUUCAUGCGGAAGAAAUCAUGGACCCCAGACAACAAGCUGCAGCACUGUCCUUACGGAAAGAAGUGUACUUAUGGAGUCAAGUGCAAGUUUUACCACCCGGAGAGGGCCAACCAAUCGCACAUGUCUGUGGCUGAUGAGCUGAGGGGGCUGAGAGACCGGGCCAAAAACUUCUCUCCUAAUUUGAGCCUGCAGGACACGCACUGCCGACCCGCCGCAUACAAGCCGUUGCUCAGGUACCCUUCCUCCAACCCUCCUCCGCCUCUGAGCUUCGAGGAUCAAACACACAGGGCUUCACCCAAUGAGCAGUUUGUCUGCCCAAGUCCUGAAGCGGACGAGGCCUUCGGGUCCAUGGAGGGUUCCAUGUCCAGGCUCUACAUCCAGGACGAUCCCUACAGCCCCUCACAUAGCUACAGCAGCGGAGUUGCGAGCUACAGCCUCGGCCAUGACGACUACUCCCAGUCAGGGUCCUUUGGUGGGAACAACCAGACGCCCUGCCUGGGCAGAGGCCCUGCCUACCUUACUCAAAACGGGACAAGGCCCUGCCAACGUCCCGCAUGCAGCCAAUGCCGGUGCUGCCUCCACAGGCCGCCCCACUACCAGCACCACCCGGCGUGGGGCUCCUGCCCCGCUCUGCCUCCACCCAAUGUGGAGCGUCCCGGCCGUUCCUCAGAGCAAUUGAUGAGACAGCCCUCCUACGAACAGAGCCACAGCCUGCCAAGGGACCCGUGGGCACAGAGCGGCGCCAAUAACCCGUGCAGCGAGCAGAGGAAAGGCCUGAGGAGCCAACUGAGCAACCUCUUCCCCCAGAGCACGGUGGAGCAAGUGAUGAACGCUCACCCGCACAUCUCCGACAUGAGGGAACUGAUUGUUCUCAUCCAGAGCUACAGGAACAGCCACAUCACCAUCUAGAUUAGAAAGUUACUUGUAUUAUACAUUUGACUCAAACUGAGUCCACAAUGAAGUCCUCUCUAUUAAGUGAAAGAAGCACCACUUGAGCAAAGUCCGUCAUUAAAAGUGGCUCAAGCCAUGAAAAUGUAGCAGACCGCAUGCUUUCUUUGAUAUAAAAGUGCAAUGCAAUACGUGCUACUUAUUGUAGUGAAAAUGGUUUAUUAAAGCAGCAUGUGUUGUUUUCUCAAGUUCCCUCAAAGUGAGGAGUUCUAUUCUGCGCUUGUGUAAAAAAAGUGCAGUGAACCGUUUUUUUAUAGGAAUUCUGUGUUUAUGAUUUUUCUGUGAAAUAAAAGCAUCCAAUUUAC
Messenger RNA from Pungitius pungitius (ninespine stickleback), 2327 nucleotides. Its product is annotated as probable ribonuclease ZC3H12D. Gene Ontology annotation, cellular component: nucleus; cytoplasmic ribonucleoprotein granule. Gene Ontology annotation, molecular function: mRNA binding; RNA endonuclease activity; metal ion binding. Bases 349 to 1983 code for a protein of 544 amino acids. NCBI's taxonomy places the organism in Eukaryota, Metazoa, Chordata, Actinopteri, Perciformes, Gasterosteidae. The record is from RefSeq and is a predicted model, not a curated record. The transcript has 6 exons.